UCGCACAUGCGCGGUGAGAGUGACUGCGCAUGCUCACUGUGUGCUCUGUGGUAAGCCAGGGAAUGUGUAGCUAGCUCGAGGAGUUUUGAGCUUUAAUAUUCUCGACCCUCGGGUGCCUGGUAUAGGCAAGAAGCCUUUUUUUAAAACCCAAUUUUAAAUUGUAAUUGAAAAUGUCCGUGUUCUCGGAGCCUGCUUUGGAGAAGAAAUUAUCAGAACUGAGUAAUUCGCAGCAGAGCGUGCAAACCCUUUCACUGUGGCUCAUCCACCACAGAAAACACUCCAAAACCAUCGUCAAAGUCUGGUAUAACGAGCUGAAGAAAGCCCAGGUGUCCCGUAAGCUCACUUUCCUGUAUCUUGCAAAUGAUGUCAUACAGAAUAGCAAGAGGAAAGGUCCAGAGUUCACACAUGAUUUUUCCCCAGUUAUCGUUGAUGCUUUCAAACACGUGUCAAGUGGAGGAGACGAGAGUUGUCAGAAACAGUUAGGUAGAGUUCUGUCCAUCUGGCAGGAAAGAGCUGUCUAUGAGAAGAACAUACUGGACAAACUCUCUGAUGUCCUGCAGGUAGAAAAGAAGGCCAAGAAAAGGCCUUAUGAAGAGAUUAAGGUGAACGAUGAUGACUUCGCCUCCCAAAGCUCCCCUGCUGAACCUCCACAGACUGCUGAACUGAUCCGAGCACUACAGGAGCUUGAAAACGCAGCUUCCAGCGAUGCAGCUCUCCGCCAGAGGAUCUCUGCUCUACCCCAAGAGGUGCAGGACACCUCCCUAUUGCACAAAGUUACAGAUAAAGAGUCAGGGGGGCGUCUUUCUCGGUUGGUGGAAGAGGCCUGCAUGCUUCUAGCUGACUACAGUGGGCGGCUGGCAGCAGAGAUCGAUGAUCGGCGGCAACUCACACGCACUCUUGCCGUCUUUUUGCAGAGUCAGAGAAAUGGCCUGGCCCAGAACGAGCAGAAACUAGAAGAAUACAAGCGCAAACUGGCCCGGGUGUCCCAGGUACGGAAGGAGCUGCGGUCUCGUCUCAGCGGUCUCCCAGACCUCUCUCGGCUCCCUAAUGUAACAGGUAGCCAUGUCCGCCUGCCCUCCUCUGGUGAUCUUUACAGCCCCUCUGAUUGUAUGUCCUCAGGUGAGAUGAAAGAUGGUAAGCACUGUCACGAUCAUAACUUUGCCCUGGAGGACCGAGAGCGUGAAAAAAAGCUUGCCAAGAAACGCCUGUACAUUGUUUCAGUAGUGUGUCUGGUCUUCAUAGUGGGCGAGAUCUUAGGUGGGUAUUUUGCAGGAAGUCUGGCAGUGAUGACAGAUGCCGCCCACCUGCUUGUGGACCUCACCAGCUUCAUCAUCAGUUUGUGCUCGCUGUGGCUGUCGUCCAGACCGGCUACACUCACUCUCAAUUACGGCUGGCAUCGAGCAGAAAUCUUGGGUGCUCUGUUUUCUGUUUUCACAAUUUGGCUGGUGACUGGUGUGCUAGUAUAUCUAGCAGUGGAACGGAUCAUUCAUGAUGACUUCACUAUUGACGGAACAAUCAUGCUGAUCACCUCUGGCUGUGCUGUACUGGCCAACAUCAUAAUGGCCUUCACUCUGCAUCAGUCAGGUCAUGGCCAUAGUCACGGUGGUCUGAGCGGCGGCCAUAGUCACGACCAUGGGAAGGAAAAAGGCCACAGUCACGACCAUGGGAAGGAAAAGGGCCACAGUCACGACCAUGGGAAGGAAAAGGGCCACAGUCACGACCAUGGGAAGGAAAAGGGCCACAGUCACGACCAUGGGAAGGAAAAUGGCGACAAUGGCAACAAUGGUCAUUCUAACGCUAACCAUUGUGAGGUAGAGGUGAAUGGAUCUGGUAAAAGACAACAAGCUAAUGCUAGCGUCAGGGCAGCAUUCGUCCAUGUGAUCGGAGACCUUCUACAGAGUGUCAGUGUGUUUGUCAGUGCGCUCAUCAUCUUUUUUAAGCCUGAAUAUAAAAUUGCAGAUCCCAUCUGCACCUUCCUGUUUUCUCUAUUUGUCCUGGGCACCACAUUCACUAUUAUGAGGGACAUAAUUAUCGUCCUAAUGGAAGGUACACCGGCUGGUGUGAACUAUAAUGAGGUGAGAGAACGACUGCUCAGAGUCAAAGGUGUCAAAGCUGUGCACAACCUUCACAUAUGGGCCCUGACAAUGAACCAGGCUGUGUUCUCUGCUCAUGUGGUUAUAGAUGAUACAGUAGAGCCACGGGCGGUGUUGAGAGAAAUGACCCAGGGCUGUUUCACAACAUACAGUUUCCAUUCAGUAACCAUUCAACUGGAGCAUCAGGUGGACCAGAGGACUGACUGCAGCCUCUGUCAAGACCCCACAAAGUGAAACAUCCAGAGUUUUUAGUUUAAAGGGAUACUCCACCCCAAAAUUAAAAUUUUGUCAUUAAUCACUUACCACCAUGUUGUUUUCUAAACCCGUAAAAGCUUCGUUCAUCGUCGGAAACACAAUUUAACAUAUUUUGAAUGAAAACCAGGUUU
Carassius carassius (crucian carp) is the source of this 2479-nucleotide messenger RNA. It is a transcript of the gene slc30a8, whose product is annotated as solute carrier family 30 member 8. Gene Ontology annotation, molecular function: zinc ion transmembrane transporter activity. The transcript is spliced from 14 exons. Gene Ontology annotation, biological process: insulin secretion; response to zinc ion; zinc ion transmembrane transport. The coding region runs from base 171 to 2327 and encodes 718 amino acids. NCBI's taxonomy places the organism in Eukaryota, Metazoa, Chordata, Actinopteri, Cypriniformes, Cyprinidae. The record is from RefSeq and is a predicted model, not a curated record. Gene Ontology annotation, cellular component: plasma membrane.